Molecule: messenger RNA, 1783 nt
Organism: Lonchura striata (white-rumped munia)
Lineage: Eukaryota; Metazoa; Chordata; Aves; Passeriformes; Estrildidae
Gene: SMPD2
Product: sphingomyelin phosphodiesterase 2
Molecular function (GO): sphingomyelin phosphodiesterase activity
Source: RefSeq, a predicted model, not a curated record
CCGAGCACUUUUCCUUCCUUCCUGGCCUUGGCCUUGGCUCAGCCCUUCCGCCUUCCUGGCCUGGCUGCUUGGCUCUGUCCUGCAGCCUGCACGGGCUCCUGGGGGCUGCCACUCCAACCCGCUCCCUGCAGGUCCCCCCUCUGCCCGGCGCUGCCCGCUGAGCCCCCCAGAGCCCCGACAAGCGAUGGAGGGAGAGCCCACCCUGCGCCUCCGGAUCUUCGACCUCAACUGCUGGGCCAUCCGCUACCUGAGCAAGCGGCGGCAGGAGCGCGUCCGGCUCAUCGGGGACACGCUGCGCCAGGAGGGCUUUGACCUGGUGCUGCUCCAGGAGGUGUGGAGCGAGCAGGACUACAGUGACCUGAAGGUGAAGCUGGCAGGCUGUUAUCCCUUCUCCCAUUACUUCCGCAGUGGGGUGAUCGGCAGCGGCCUCUGCGUCUUCUCCAGGUUCCCCAUUCUGGACACACUCCUCUACCAGUACUCACUGAACGGGUACCCCUACAUGCUCCAGCACGGGGACUGGUUCUGCGGCAAGUCCGUUGGUCUCGUCAUUAUGAAGAUCUCAGGGAUCAUCUUCAACAUCUACGUCACCCACCUGCACGCCGAGUACUGCCGGGACAAGGACGCCUACCUGCCCCACCGCCUGGUGCAGGCCUGGGAGCUGGCACAGUUCAUCCGCCACACCUCGAAGGCAGCAGACGUGGUGCUGCUGGGAGGGGACCUGAACAUGCACCCUGAAGAUGUGGGCAUCCGGCUGCUGCGCGGCUGGACGGGGCUGCGGGACGCCUUUGCUGAGGCCACGCACUUUGAGGGCUGUAAGAACGGCUGCACCCUUGUCCCUGACAACUGCUUCACUGACAAGUCAGAGCUGCUGCCCUUCCCGCUGGGCAUCCGCAUCGACUACAUCCUCUACAAGGCCAUCUCCAGCUUCACGGUGAAGUGUGAAGAGCUGAAGACCACCGUGGGGCGAGCCCCAGGCGUGGACAUCCCCUUCUCAGACCACGAAGCCGUGAUGGCAACACUGCACAUCCAGAGGCAGGGACAGCCUGCAGGUGCCACCCUUGGCACAGCUGACCCUGCACUGGCAGAUGUGGUGACAGAGGCACGGACAGAGGUGGGCGUGGGGCUGCAGGCAGCACGGCAGCAGCGCUACUCCUCGGGCAGGAUGGCCGUGCUGGCCCUGCUGCUGCUGCUGCUCCAGGCCGUGGCUGCACUGGGCACACUGGCUGGACUGGGCACAGAGCAGCCCUUCCCCAAGCUCUCCUUCUGCCUGCUGGCCUUCCUCGCCCUCGGCGUCCUCGUCCUCGCCAGCGGUCUCCACCUGUUCCACACCAUGGAGGUGAAGAUGCUGCACGGCACCGAGGACCAGAUGUGGAUGGUGCUGAGGGCCCUGCAGGAGCGUCCCAGCGAAGGCUGAGCUGAGCCUCGGGGUGUCCCACAAUGUCCCCUUGGUCACACCAUGUCCCCUGUUUCAUCCAGCAUCAGUUCUUAGGCAAGCAGCACUGCAGCAAUGCAGUAGUGCAGGUUUGACAGCUGCCUCUGGGUGAAAUUAAGGUUUUUGGGGUAGAUUUUUUGCAUUGACCCCUGUGAAAAUCACAACGGAGGCAGAUUUUUAUUGCUGUCUUUUUAAAUACACUCUUUUGUACAUGGAGGGACCCACUGGCCUGGCUGGAAGGCUUGAGACACUGAGGCUCCCCUUGCCUGGGGUGGCCUCAAAUUUUACACUGGUGGCUGUUCUGGCAACCAGUCCUGACUGAUGGAAAAUAAAGGCGAUAUUUUAACCUUU